Molecule: messenger RNA, 690 nt
Organism: Alternaria postmessia
Lineage: Eukaryota; Fungi; Ascomycota; Dothideomycetes; Pleosporales; Pleosporaceae
Exons: 3
Coding region: 1-690 (229 amino acids)
Biological process (GO): mitochondrial respiratory chain complex I assembly
Cellular component (GO): membrane
Source: RefSeq, a predicted model, not a curated record
AUGGCGGGCGCAGUGGGCCCAAUUCGAAAAGCAUGGUACCAAUGGAAGAUGAAGCGCUUUCCAUGGCGCAAGAAGUGGCUUGUGGGCUUCGAUCUCCAGGGCAACACCUUCUGGGAGUUCAAGGACGCACUGCACGCACUGCGCAACCGGAGAAUAGCAAAAUACAGCCGUAGCACACAUUAUGGCGACGUGCAGAUAUCGCCGUCAUGGAUGCAAUGGCUGCGGCACACGCGCUACGAACCGCCCACUGUUGCCGAACAACACCAGGACAUGAUGAGGAUAGAGCGCAUGAAGCAGCUUGCCGCGCAGGCGGAUGCGAGAUGGGCAGAAAAGCCGUCAGCGCUGGAUGCGCCGGAUAAGCAACAACCUGUGCAGAUGCUGCAGUCGAGAGACCCGGACAGCGGCGUCACGCAGAUGAAUGCCGACCAAGAGAUAAGGGACAGCAUAGAACCGCCUCGCCCACUCGACCAGGAAGCUGCAAGACCAGCGCCAGUAGAGCCCGAGCAACCUGCAGAGCCUCAGCAGAUGCCACGCGACCCACCAGCACCGGCCGCCCAAGACGACGCGUCUGCCUUUACAGCGAAGAAGAGAAUGAAGAAGGAACCCAAGGACUCGCCAUGGAAGCAGGCAGCUCAGAGUCAAGAGUGGCAACCCCAAGGUUGGAGCCCUGCGCCAGCCAAACGACGUUGA